AUGGACUCCUCGUUGCUUGAGGUCUGGCAAGCUGCUGCUAGCACGCCGUUCCGACCCGCUGUCGCCAAGGAUUCCCAAUUCUUCAUUGCGUUUCUCCUUCUCCUCAUUGGCGUUGCGAUUACUGGAUUCUUUGCUCUGAACCGGUCCUUCAUCAACAUCACAGCGCUCGGUGUGCCUGCCUCAGCUGCAAUUGCUGCGGUACCGCAGCCGCUGUUCCGUGCCGUGGCCAGCUCGACGAGACCAUUAUACCAGUUGCUGAGGACCAUCAGCUUCUCCAACAAGGUCCAUGUUCAACUCCAGGAAGAUGGCAUCAGGAAUAUUGACCAUGGUCUAGGUACUGCCUUCCUCGACAAGAAGCUCUUCACCUCCUACUCUCUGAAUCUUGCGGAGGACGAGCCAUUGCCAAAUUUCCAAAUUACACUCCCAGCGCUCCUCGAAACACUUCAGAUUUUUGGCGCCGUGGAUGUCGCAACACGCACGCAAAAGGCCGAGCAGGACCCGUACCGCAGCAAUCUCCGCAACUACCGACCAGAUGCGUUUAGUAACCAUAUUUUGGGAAUUGGCGGGACUUGCAGCCUGGUAUAUGUUGAAGAGGGCGGCCAAUUCAACAUAAUAAUCGAAGAAAGCGGCGUCAAAACUACCGCCAGCCUCACGACCUAUCUGCCGGAAAUCCCAGAGGAGAUACCCUUUGACCGGGAGAACCUCUCUUUCAAAAUCAUCAUGCAGGCGCGCUACCUUCUCGACGCCUUGGCCGAGCUUGCGCCCACCGGCCCCAGCCGCCUAACCAUAUCAGCCUCGAAGAGCCAACCCUACCUUUCCCUUUCCGGUGCUGGCGACCUGGGGUCUUCCAGCGUGGAUUUUGCCAAAGGCCGUGAGCUACUGGAGACGUUCUCUAUCCAGGAUCGAUGGACCCAGACGUACAAAUUUGAUCUGAUCAAGUCUUCGAGCGAGGCGAUGCGGAUCGCUAGCAAAAUUAGCUUCCGAGGCGACGCCCAGGGCGUUCUAAGCUUGCAGUUCAUGGUUGAGGUGGAGGGCGGCGGAGUAAGCUUCUUGGACUUUCGGUUUGUACCUUUCAUCACGCACGAGGACGACGAGGAUGAAGAUGGCCAGGAUGAAGAUGAAGAUGAAUGA
Messenger RNA from Colletotrichum orchidophilum, 1131 nucleotides. Its product is annotated as repair protein Rad1/Rec1/Rad17. Bases 1 to 1131 code for a protein of 376 amino acids. Gene Ontology annotation, biological process: DNA repair; DNA damage checkpoint signaling; protein N-linked glycosylation. Gene Ontology annotation, cellular component: checkpoint clamp complex; nucleus. The transcript is spliced from 4 exons. The record is from RefSeq and is a predicted model, not a curated record. Lineage: Eukaryota; Fungi; Ascomycota; Sordariomycetes; Glomerellales; Glomerellaceae.